Malaya genurostris is the source of this 1318-nucleotide messenger RNA. Its product is annotated as UPF0415 protein C7orf25 homolog. Bases 115 to 1233 code for a protein of 372 amino acids. NCBI's taxonomy places the organism in Eukaryota, Metazoa, Arthropoda, Insecta, Diptera, Culicidae. The record is from RefSeq and is a predicted model, not a curated record. The transcript has 2 exons.
AACCAGUAAAAUCAACUUGUUUCCGCAUAUAAUUUUUCCUGAAAUUUCUUUGUUGUUUAUUUACCUUCGGAGCUUUAAGGUACUUCAGAAAGUUUCUAGUUAAAAUCAAAAACAAUGGAAAAUGAGUACACUCAGGAGGAACUUACCUGUCUGACUCAGGAGAAAAUUGAUCUUGGUGAAAAACUGUUGACCGAUUUAGCCAAACUCGAAACAGUGGAUGGAGUGCGAAAAAUCUGCAAGAAAAUCACUCAGGAACUGAAGUUUUUAAACAAGGUCAAGAACACCAGGACAGUUUCCGUUAACCACAUUCUGUGUAGCAAUUUAACACACUUUGGUUGCCUGGUGCAAUGUCUCUUGAGCUGUGAAAAUGUUAUACAUGUCGAUUAUCCUUUGCCGUUGGAGGAACAAGGUUCAAAGCUGCGAGUGGACAUUGUGGCCGAUGGAGGCGCAACCUGGAUUAAGGUGAUUGCCCGUAACCCGAAAUCACUGAGUGAUGCUGUUCACGGUCGUACUAGCUAUGGAUCUAAAAGUAUUCUCGAGCAGGCAGAAGAGUACGUGGAAGCGGCUGAAUCCAAUCCUCACAUGUUUAAGCCACCCCGGGUGGUGUUCCGUUUUCUUAGUAACAUUGAUGAUGAAUUGGUCUCGGAGCUGCAACAGAUCGGAGUAACUGUGCUGGUGUUACAAACUUCCCAACCGGUUCCUAGAACCGAGACUGCUACGGUCAAAUGUUUAAAUUUGGACAUUACGACACUGAUCGCCUAUAUCAGUUCCAUGACGAACGGAUCCGCCCACUGGGAGUACAAUGAACCACUGCUAACGGAACAGGCUCGUUGGGAACGAGAGAAACCAAUCAAACCCCUGCUGGAUCAGUAUUUUCAUGGGAAAGAAUUGAUCUGCUGUGAAACGGCCUAUGCUUCGUUCAAUGAGAUCCUCUCGAUUUUGGGUGGACCGAAUGAAAAAUCACGAGCCGAAGAGCUGUUUCGACGGGUUCGGGUCCUGGCGGAUGUGCCACUGCCACAGGAGAUGAAGCACAUCAAAGUGGGCGGUAAGAUAAAGCCACGAAGUUUGCAGAUAUUCGCUUUCGGGUUGAUCCACGAAGCUAUCACGGUCACAUCGAACGAAGGAUUUGUCCGGGCGGCGCGGAUGCAGGGAUUGGAGGUACCGGUGUUUCUGCACGAUGCCCGUGCGUUGACGGAGGAAAAGGAACAUAGCGGGCGGCUGCUGGCGGAAUGAUUGCAUUCGGCAGUUAGAACUAUUCAAAUUUUGUUUUAAACGAUUGUGAUUCACCAAAUAUAAUACAGCUGUGUUCAAUUCGAAA